AUGAGCGUGGACCGAUAUCUAGCCAUCACCAAGCCCAUGCAGAGUCGCUCCUAUCGGACGCCAGGAAAGUCGCAAGUCGUCAGCGUGCUUUCAUGGAUACUAUCGUUUUUGGUUAGUCUAGUACUCUGGAUGUAUGCCACUGUUAUUACAAUGGACAAUGGUAAUCCGAUUUGUAUUGUGCUGUGGCCUAACGAGUUCCAAGGUGGGGAGAUUUUUCUUAUAUACACUUUUUGUGUCGGAUUCGUCAUGCCAAUGCUGCUUAUUGUGACGGCCUACGCUCACGUCUGUAGAUCGUUGAUACAACGGAAAAAGUCGAAAUUCCGCGAACAUAUGUCAUCGCACUCCAAGGGAAACAAGCUGGUCGCCGUUAUCGUAAUUGUCAUUGUUGCCGCGUUCGUCAUCUGCUGGCUGCCUUUCUACGUGCUCAAUUUUAUUUCGUUUGCCUACCCGGAUCUACGCGGAAAUAGAACAUUUGCCAUUGUGUACUUCAUAGGCAUAUGCCUCGGGUAUUUUAACAGUUGUUUAAAUCCGAUAAUAUACUCAUUUAUGGGGAAAAAUUUCCGCCAGUAUGUUUCGAAACUCAGUAAUCGAAAAGACAAACAUUCGACAAGUCUACCACUGCGACGAAAGCUUCCGCCUUCGCCUGUUAGUAACAACAAAUGA
Messenger RNA from Saccoglossus kowalevskii, 663 nucleotides. RefSeq names its product somatostatin receptor type 5-like. Gene Ontology annotation, biological process: neuropeptide signaling pathway. Gene Ontology annotation, molecular function: neuropeptide binding; G protein-coupled receptor activity. NCBI's taxonomy places the organism in Eukaryota, Metazoa, Hemichordata, Enteropneusta, Harrimaniidae. The record is from RefSeq and is a predicted model, not a curated record. Gene Ontology annotation, cellular component: plasma membrane; neuron projection.